Molecule: messenger RNA, 6107 nt
Organism: Amoebophrya sp. A25
Lineage: Eukaryota; Dinophyceae; Syndiniales; Amoebophryaceae
Source: the annotation of a GenBank genome assembly
AGGUUGGCUCUAGAUGAGACUGGUUGUACCUGUACUAUUUUAAUUUUUUUCACGCUGCAUUAAUAUCGUCAUUGCUUAUCGCACUGGACCGAUUCCUAUGAUUCCUCGGUCACCAGUUAGUUAGCAAAGACGAAAUAUCCGAGAAUAGACUUUCGAGAUAAAUAAUUACCUGUUGGACUACUUCUUGAUGCAUAGAUUAGGCAUUGAAUAGUCCCGAGUCGUCAUUAAUAUGAAAUCCGUUUUUUUGUUUAGAUAGUUAAAUCUUAGUCAGAACCCACAGCAAAACCAAAAGCAAAACCGAUAUGGCGCGGAAUUUUCUACAGCCAUUCCUUGAGUUACAUUGUGAUCGUGUUUUUCGGUGACGUGGAAUACUAGUAAUACACCGCUCGUUCUUGCAGUGCUGCACGCCCGACUCGCAUAUAAUACGGCAUCAGUGGGUAUUUUAGUAUUAACUCCGCUCAGUUGGGUCUCUGCUUUUCUUCUAUGGACUGGCAUUAUCUCUAUAUUCCUCGAGUGGACCUCGAUCUUCAACGGGAAGCCUGGUAGAGUAGCUGUCGCUUCACUCAUUUUACUGCUCUUUUGUGACAGGAUAGGCGCGGGCGAAAGCCGCUGUCUUGGCGAGUUGGUCGAGAAAAAAAUUUUUGGUCCCAAAGGGAGAAGACGUUGGAAUUGAAUCGCGCGAUAGUAUCAGAAAACGCUUGUUCUGAGGAUUACCGGGAGAACUGUAAGUAUAUUCUUUUGUACUCGGUGAGCCGGAGCUGACGCUUGCUUUCUAGCAGAAGACGGAAACGUUAUAUUCUCAUCAAGCUUCCUGGUUGCGCAACAGGGCAACAGGUCCCGUCUGAGCUAGACGAUCUGACAUCUUCGCCACUAUGCCGGCUUCUUCCAGUUCUGGCUCGGGUUCCGGAGCCCAUGGCGGAGAAUACCCGAAAAAGAUGGCUGGAGGGAAGCGUCCCACGCUUGACGUUCGUGGAAUACGGAUGCGACAAGGAGAUGCGCCGUUUCCGAGUGACGCCAGGGAUCUGCAGGAGCUCUUUGACGCCUACGAUCGCGAUGGGAGUGGAGCUCUCAGCCUCGAUGAAUUCCAAGACUUGAUCAAUCAAUGUUAUGGAAAAAUAUUUCUCCGCACAUUCUUCGUAAAAAUUUAAUGAAUGACGAGAAUAUGUCGCGAUACCGUCCGUCACUAGUUUCCGACGGAAAUAGGGUUUAGUUACAAGCAAUCUUUAGCUGUGAUUUAUAAUCGAUGAUGCUAUCUUCAUGAUCUAGUACAUGCCCGAGGUUCUUAUGAUGUAGCUCUAAUCCAUGCGUGGCGGGAGGCAAGCCCGUUCAAGGCCGAUCACGAGGCGACAAAUUGCUGGCUUCAUGGACUGGGUUGAUUCGGAUGAGAGCAAAGAGAUUGACAAGAAGGAGUUCUUGUAUUGCCUUCUGAUCGACUUACUUUGUUGUAUCGAAUCGUUUUCAAGCUGUAUCGGCGGUGGGCGUGACUUCCCCAUAUUAUAGGAAGAUCUUCAUCUAAAUCUCUUCGGUUUCCAUUGCCUGACCACGUAGUUUAUCUUAAUGAACAGUAGCAUUUUAUGGGGCCGCAUUCUUACCUGACCUUUCUGCAAUGUCAUCCAACAUCUCUCUUCAAGAAGCAUUACCGUACAGACAAAAAACCGAAACACCACUAUUCACUGUCAGCCAAUUCUUCAACGAGGCGGCGAUGGUUCACCAGAUGACGGAGGAGAUGGCAGCGUCACAGCAGAAGCUCUCAGCGCAACGGUCUACGAUGCUGUGUUACUUCGUUGGAAUGUUCGCCCUAUGGGCGUUCUUCCUCUUCUCGUUUAUGACAAGCCAGGAAGUACUCGUCUUUUAUACACGAUUCUGAUUUCCUUUUUUAGUACUUACUCUCCGCUGCUUCCUCGGUUCUUUUCUAAGUGUACCGUCCAGCUGAUCAUGAAUUGUAUUCGUUUUGGCCCAGCGCUCGGACGAGAUCCCAGCGUUUGAAAUUAUAAUAGAUCAUUCUCUCGUACUAGAGAUCUUUCCAUAGAAACAACUACAAGUGGUAACUCAACUUGAAGGUCUUUAAAGAUGAUACAAUCAUGCAAUAAUGGGAUCCGCAACUACCGUAUCGUAGUAUUGAGUCAUGAUCAGCCCAAACCCAAUGGUUUCCGCGGAUGAGAACUUCAUCUUGGCUGUGGUUCUGAUUAGACCACGUGUCAUGGAGAAUCAUUUUUGGAAUCUCGUUAAACUGAGGAUAUCCAUUGGGCAAUGAGCUACUGUUACAGAAGAUCAAGCGGUUCUCGUUACUGAAAAUCAGAACUACAAUGAACAAGAUGUUCAUUCAGCUCAUCUGUACAAUUUGUUGUCAUCAGGAUGAAAAACUUUCUUGGCUGUGGUUCCGUAGCGACUCAGUCGACACGUGAGGACAGAAGGAAUAUUGACAAUCAAAUUCUGACCUACUGUUUUGUACUCCCACUAUCCACCACAGUCUAGCAGCAGUGGCGUCGGCUUUGCCUCUUUGGGAUUGAUUCUGACGAGCAUAUUUCUGAGCUUCGGCGUGAUUGGGUUACUAGUGGUACCCAUCAUCUCUAUGAAGAGGGAGCAGCUCGAAGGACUGUCACGCGGAGGAGGUAGCGCACUUCGGCGAUUGCAGGGACAGAAGCAGAUGCUGAGUAACGCGAGAGCAGGCCUUGCAGCGCACGCUCGGGGCGUUACCGGCGAGUCGUCAAUGAGGAAAGGUCCUCCGGGUACCCGCGAUCGCGCAGGUCUCGACACAUCUUUUGCGUCAGCCUCCGGAAGGGGCGCGAAUCUCCGGCCACAGAGUCCGUCUGCGCAGAGUGCGGGCGAUGUUCAAUUGAUGAUGCUGGAGAACGGCGGGUCUCCGUCGAGACCAGGAUCAAGGCCAGGCACGAGCGGGCAUCAAUUGGCGAGAGAGAGCGAAGGAUUCGCAGAGCAAAUGGCCGACGCAUUGGCUGCGGAGUACAGAGUAACGCCUGACUUUCGUGGACCCGAGCUGGAAUCGGCAAAGAGCAAGCUGCACUUCUCGUAUUUCCACUUAAGUACUUUUUUCACACUGUCUUUGCACUCCCACGCGGACCACAUGGUGGGGCAAGUAUUGCAGCUGUUCUUGUAUCUUUUUCGUAGUUCACCUACGGCCUUCUCCCUGUGACCCCGCGCUCUGUACUGUCCUCUUGCAGAGACACUUGCAAGUUGGAAAUAAAGACCGCGUAUAACAAAGUCCGGUAAAAAGCUCCUUUGCUGGUGCGCCCAGGCGUGUUUGAUACCACGGAGGUCGUCAAUCCUGCGACAAUUUUGAUGCUACUAACUUAUAUAUAACAAUGAGCAAGAUCACGGCGCCAGCAGCUCGCAAAGGUGCGCUACAACGAGAAAGAUCAUCCUCCUUUAUCGACACCUUUACUGACUCAUCAUCACAGCGUCCACCAGUAUCACUUUUCUGGACGCGAUGCUCUGCGACCCCUCGUCGCACAGCGAUAUCUUUCUCGACGCACUGCUGAAAUCAUCUUCAUCAGCCUUGGUGUUGCUCGACUAGAUAGCGUCCUAGAACAAGCGGCGCUUGGUUGAGCUUCGGCUCCCUCGGGCUGCAUCUUCCAUAUUCCUUGUCGCAGUGGGACUACUUCACGUAGAAGGUCGCUUUGUGGCCAAACCACUGGGUCAAACCAUGGAAUGAACAGAAACCCUCCUUCAUCAGGCGUAUCUUCAUUGCUCAUCUUACGUAUCAUCACCUGAGUUCAUCCUCGGUAGUAGCAUGCCGCAAAUUCGUGCUCACUCUAUCAUGCUACGAAAUUGUACACUCGAGGCCUACCAGGUAGCUUGCACCACCGAAUCAGGUACCGGCUAACGAAGAUCCAGAAGCAGCCAAAGAUAGAUAUCCGGGACGCCAUAGACGAGUAUUAUGUGAACCAUCCAGAGGAGACUGCGCCAACAACGGUGCCGAUUGAGCAUCCUGAGGGAUCUUUUCCUGGUAAUGCCAACUCGCACUAUGCGAUAGAGUACCAAGAACGGGCGAGACCGCAGACCGCGCCAGGGGGUAAGACUUCUGAUCCUUGGUGUUUUCAAGGCGGCUCUUCCAUGUAACCCGUAUGCUCGUUUCUAGCCACUUGUACUGUCACUGUUCCACUUGCUAUAUAGCAAAGGAGUCUGUACAAAGUGCACGUCUUUCACCUCUAGGUCGUCCUCGCAGCCGCCCUAGCACGCCUGGCGGAUCGUCUCGGAACGGACGGCCUCGGCCCAUCGAUCCUUCUGCUGUGCGCGGCGGCUUACUUUCGGGUAGGGGCACUCCAGGAUCCGGUCGUAACACGCCGACGCCGAGAAGCCAGUCCGGUAUCCACUCUUCGCCGGGUGGACGGCCGGCUACGGCUCCUCACCGACCAGUGUUCGAGGGUCACUCUCCGCUGGGAGACAGUCAUGGCGGAGGGAGCCUCUAUGACCUUGAAGGAUCGCGGCGCUUUGGGUCGGGAACACGAAUCGCACCGGUGCCAGAAGAAGGGCUGUGGAACGACAUUCCUGGAUAUGACCUUGCGCACGAAGAGUAUUUGCGCGUGACGCCGGCAGGGAGGCCGAUAUCAGCUCAAAGCAACCGAGAAAUGUACCUUUCACAUCAUCACUUUUCUGCAUAAAACUUUCACAGGAAGUACAACCUACAGGACCUCGAUACUGAUGGACACCGAAAUUUUCAUGAUGACCCUAUGGUAUUCUGACACCUCUAUUCGGAGUAGUGUCACGCUACAAUGCGAAAGAAAAACCUUCUAGUUAUCCCUGUCUGAUCAUUUCGGUGUCCAUGCAGUUGCUCUGCAGAUCUGUGAAGACUUGUUUACCUUCUAACAAUUAUAUUUCUCUUAUUCCACGAUCCAGAUAUACAACCGAUCUCUACGUUGAUGCAAAGCGAAGCCAGGUCGGAACGCCAAAUAGUGACUACUUUAAUCCUAUGGUGGUCGGAGACCGAUGGUAUUGAUCUUUGUUGCUCCUUACUCAUACUGAUCCUUAUUGUUCCUUAUUCGAGUCUUCUUACUCAGGCGUCUUACUCCUUAUUCGAGUUUUUCUCCGCCCCUUCGUGAUGAACACACAAUUCUUGGUGAUGCCACCGUUCGCGGUCACGCUGAUCCUUAAGAAACAGGUUACAACUCUCUGAUCACAGCUGUCUCUCUCUCCCUCGUCAACUCUCUUUUCCCUCUCAUGAUGAUUUUCAUUUAUUAUCAAGCUCAACAGGACUGACCCUGUGUGAGGAUAAUCGAACUUUUCUUCUUUCCCCGGCUGAAGAUUUCUUAGCCGAUCGUUUUGUGAUCGCUUCGCUAUUGUUUGCGUGUGCCUCACUCUCUGCUCUGCGUACUCGCUUACGUCCCUUUCGUCUACACGUGCUGCGCUCUUCAGUUCUUUCCCUGCGCAUUUCCCGAAUUCCCGCCCCGCCCCGCACCUCUAACUCCCGGAAACUUCGCGAUCAACAGGAUGAUUUUCAUCAAUUAUCAAGCUCAACAGGACUGAUUCUGUGUGAGGAUAAUCGAAUUUUUCUUCUUUCCCCGGCUGAUCUUCGUGACUUACCAACCUCCUACACCGGUUGUAUCUUCAAAUGAUGACACUCUUGAGAUACGAAUUUCACCGUUUCUCAAACAUUCGCAGUAAAUGUCCGAUAUUGCGAUGCAAGUCGCACAUGAAGGACAAAUUUUCCUUAGAUGUCUGAUCACACCAACGCGGCUCUUGCCGUCGUAAAAAAUUCGCCAUUUCUUGUUCCUUUCUAAGAACCCAGGAAUCCCAAUCACAGGAAAUCGGAGUGGAAUGUCGCUGCCAAGCAAAAAGUAGGGAAGAUUUGAGCCUGACGCUACUCUCCAUGCGACUGAUAUCCAGCGAGCUUGUUUUUCCCGAGGUGUGCACGCGUUCGCGCGUUGCGUUUAUGGUAUGGACGCGGGUGCCUCGGUGUAUGAAAAUUGCAUCUGGAAGCUCAGUCUUCCGUUUCCCUGUCGAAGACAUGAAACCUUCCGAGCAGUCUCCUGCUCUAUUCAUGGGCCGUCAACAUUCUCAGAGAAAUUUAGUAUAUACUAUUUCUAGUUAGGUCGGCUCCACCACAAUUAUAUACUAUCUACACCUCGCGAGUAGAGGUGCUCUCCCAGCAC